Messenger RNA from Aspergillus versicolor CBS 583.65, 2206 nucleotides. RefSeq lists its product as uncharacterized. Gene Ontology annotation, biological process: positive regulation of transcription by RNA polymerase II; DNA-templated transcription. The coding region runs from base 48 to 1769 and encodes 573 amino acids. NCBI's taxonomy places the organism in Eukaryota, Fungi, Ascomycota, Eurotiomycetes, Eurotiales, Aspergillaceae. Gene Ontology annotation, molecular function: sequence-specific DNA binding; DNA-binding transcription factor activity, RNA polymerase II-specific; zinc ion binding. The record is from RefSeq and is a predicted model, not a curated record. The transcript has 6 exons.
CGGGUCUGUCUCCAUCGCCCAUAUCCCAGUCCCAGCCAUUGAGAACCAUGUCGGACGCUUCAAUAACCCCGUCCGGGAGGAGAAUUCCCGAUGGAGUACGCACAAAGCGGACUCGGCUAGCAUGCGACCGGUGCAGGCGACGAAAGAUCAAAUGUGAUUUGAAGCUCCCAGAAUGCUCAGCCUGUGUGCGAGCUGCAACCGCCUGCCAGCGUACUGAACGCGUACGCCAUGGCGGCAGACAUUCACAGGGUUACCUAGAAACCCUCGAGGCCGAAGUCGACCAACUUGAGAUGCUGGCUCAUGGCAUCAAUCUGCCUAAUCCAACCAGUGACGCCCUAAGUCCCUUCAUCCUGUCCACCUCUGGUGGUAGUGCAAGCACUCCCGGCACAGCGACGGGAACCUUUGACUGGAGUACAUUGGGUGAAUUGGGAGCUGACACUAGCCACCCACAACUCGCCUAUGAUAUUGUCUCCAUGAUACGCGCGGCUGCUGCUGUCGAGAACAGCCACCCGUACCAUUCCCGCCAUCCAAGCCGUCUUUUGCUUGAUACUGAGAAGGUCCCUAUCAGGAUCCCAAUUACACCCGCCACACAGCCGUACCUCAACACGUACUUUGAACAGGUUAACUAUGCGCUCCCUUUCUUAGAUGAAGGCGCCAUUCGCAAUGAAUUUCACAAGACUGUGUCUACGUCUGGGUCACGCGGCUGCCUGUCUCCUCGUCUGCUCAUGGCCCUCGCUCUUGGCGCUCGUCUUUCGUCUCUGGCGGACCAUGUAACCAAUUAUCACUCAGUUGGUUUCUAUCUAACGACGAUGGAGUCACUUUCCUUCUCGAACAACGCAUCUGAAAGCCUUGAAAUGGUCCAGCUACUCUUGCUAUUGACUCUAUACUCCAUGUUCACUACAAGCGGGGGUAGUACCUGGCAUUUCAUGGGCCUGGCUCUACAAACUUGCGUCAAGCUAGGCUUUCAUCAGGACUCCAGACGUCUAUUCCAUGACGCAGUUAGCGAACAGGAAAGCGCAGUAUUCUGGUCCGCCUAUAUACUGGACAGAUGCCUUUCAAUAGCGCUAGGCAGGCCAUUUGGAUUAUCAGACUUUGAUAUUACAGUUCCUCCGCUUCCAUCAACCACAAACUCGAGUCUACCGCUCCUCUUGCGUCUAGCAUUACUGACAUCCAAGUUGCACAUAGCAGAAGACCCCGCCACAGAGCUUGGAAAACUACAGGAGAUCCAAACUCUCAGCGCGCAGGCUGCACAAGACUCCACCUUCAUAACAGCCCAUCUAGCGAACAACCUGCUCAUCUUUUCCCUGGGUCCUCCCUACCUGAAACUGGACUUAUCCACCAUUGACAGCAUUCUGAUACAGGCCCACUCACACAUAGACUACGUCUAUCGCGCCUCGCUGUCAAGCACACCCUUACCCUGGCCACUGGGAUACUCCGCAUUCCAUGCGUUCACGUUGAGCGUUCUCGGCCACAGCUUCAAGCCUAUAUCCGUCUCCAUCCCGCUACCUUUGGCCGGCCAAUCAGCUACUGCGGGGACUAUAGGUCCAUCCGAGACGGAAAUGAGUGUAGCCUCAUUGCGUGCGCUCUCCCAACAGUUCCCUAGCAUGGCAGACCUUGCGGAUAUCGCGAGCCAUUUGGGUGGAGAAGGAACCUGGGAGGCUAACCGGGUCCUUAAGCGUCUCCAGGGCGUACCUCGCGCCGCGACACGAAAGCUUGUGCAUUCUGUUGUACUUCUGAGGAAUAUGGAAGACGGUGUUGGUGUGUUCUAAGUUGCUUCUUAACCACAGAUACAGGCUUGGACGUAUGUAGCAUUACUCGGUAGUUCUCCGGCCUGCAGGCUUUAGGCUAAGGGCACGAGUCAUUUGGCGAUUCAACGUUCUGGCCCCUUGGACCUCCAAAUUUACUCCAAUUUCGGAGCUCGGACUUAAUGACUGCAAAAAGCUAGUCUAUAGGUCGGCGGAGACAGCUCGCAUCGAGCUCCAGCUUCCCUCCGCCGCCAUGCAGUGCCACCUUUCUGCCUUUGAGACCGCAUGGAUUAGUUUGCAUUGUCACACGAUGAGGAACAGCUCAUGAUAGAAAACAGUGUACAGAAUCUCAGAAAGCAUAAUCAUCAUUUAUACAAGAUACCAUCAGAUAUGGCGUUCUAUUGGUGUAGACCAUGAGACCUAGGACGCGAUGCGAGGGUUAGAGCUUUGAAGAGUUGGAC